This is a messenger RNA of Protopterus annectens (West African lungfish), 10209 nucleotides long. RefSeq names its product nudix hydrolase 9 (gene NUDT9). NCBI's taxonomy places the organism in Eukaryota, Metazoa, Chordata, Ceratodontiformes, Protopteridae. Gene Ontology annotation, molecular function: ADP-ribose diphosphatase activity. The transcript is spliced from 8 exons. Bases 362 to 1267 code for a protein of 301 amino acids. The record is from RefSeq and is a predicted model, not a curated record.
AAUGUUCCCUGCUUUUCUACAGGGUUAUAGUAACCUUGUGUAGCGCUGUUGUCUUUCAAGUAACCGAAUGUCUGGUUUUAAGAUGUUCCUUUAUUUUUCUUCUUUUUAAAACGGUUAAGUAACAAUUUAAUAACUGACAAUAUAUGUCACAGUGGUCCUGUCUGUCUAGCCCCAUAAAAUAAAAUAAAACAACAUUUUUUUUACUGAAAGUAGCAUUAAUUCUGUGGAGAAUCGAUGUGUUUAUUUUUGCUUCCAUUUUGAUUAUCAUAACAUGGCAUAUUGAAAGGACUGCUGCAGUUCAUGUCGUGUAUCUACGUUGCAGCACUACUUUACUGACCACUCUUUGAUUUGUAAGGCCAAUAUGUCAUCCAUAACAGAAAAAUGUGGACACAUCAAAGCUCUAACGUCACCGUAUCAGAGUUCUGAUAUCAAGCGAACUUCAGUCCCAGAAGACAAAAUUUCUUGGUCAGUUCCAUGGCCAGAUUAUAGCCCAGUAGAGUACACAGCACCAUCUGUUCUCAAAGGACCUGUGUGGGCAGACCCACCUAUUGGCUCCUCUGAUUUCACACCCAGAUAUAAUGAGAGAGAUGGAAAAGUUGAACGUCGAAGUCAUAAUGGCAAGUACGAUGUAGUUGAUGGAUAUCCAAGGAAUCCUAUUGGGCGCACUGGAUUGAAAGGCAGAGGACUUCUGGGCAGGUGGGGCCCCAACCAUGCUGCUGACCCCAUUGUUACAAGGUGGAAGCGAGACAGAAGUGGAAAGAUUAUUAUUCACCCAGAGUCCGAGAAACCCAUUUUACAGUUUAUCUCAAUUAAAAGGCUUGAUUGUGGAGAGUGGGCUGUCCCAGGGGGAAUGGUGGAUCCAGGAGAAAAGUUAUCUGUUACACUGAAGCGGGAGUUUGGAGAAGAAGCACUAAACCUCCUGCAAAAGUCUGAGUCUGAGAAGAAAAAGCUACAGGAUAAACUUCAGAAAAUCUUCGAAAAAGAAAACUUUGUGGUGUACAAAGGUUAUGUCGAUGAUCCUCGAAACACAGAUAAUGCCUGGAUGGAGACUGUAGCUGUUAACUACCAUGACGAAACUGGCGAAACUCUAGAUCACUUAACAUUGGAAGCAGGCGAUGAUGCUGGCAAGGUGAAGUGGGUUGACGUGAGCGACACUCUAAAAAUGUAUGCUAGUCAUGUGGAUUUUCUCAAGCUGGUAGCAGAGAAACGUAAUGCACUUUGGAGUGAAAAGAAUCCAUCGGGUGUAAAGAGUGGUCAAAAACACUAACUUGCAAAAAGACCUGGAACCACAAACUACCACAACAACCCUUAAGCAAGAAAUUUCAAUACCACAGAAUUGGAGAUCAGUGGACAGACCAGUCUGCAAAUGAUGAAGUGCUUUUAAUGUUAAUCACUAAGUAAUGGAAGGCCAUUUUAAAAAAAAUUCUUUGGGUUAUAUUGCUAUUUUUCUUUUACAGCAUCCUGUUGCAUAUAAGGUUUUAAUUAUGUGUCCCAGUGCUCUGGUAUAUAGUUUUUAAUGUUUGCAGAGGCUAUGACUUUAAAUCUUAGUAUACUAAUGAGGUUAGACAUUGAAAUCUAAAAUGUUCAGAAAACCAAAACCUAGUCAACAUAAGCUGUGUUCUGUGUUGAUGUUCAUGCUACAGGCUAAGAUUGUAAUACUUGGGUGUUUGUAAGGAUCAUUGAUGUUAAUCCUUUGUUACUUCAUGCCUAAGGAGACAUUUUUGGUUGCCUGAUGUUGUGGAAUGUGAGGUUGUCAUCUCUAUUUUGUCUCCUGUACAAGUUUGGGUUCUUAAUUGGUGCCUUCCUCCAUCCCAGAUAUUAGUACACACAUUAUACGUAUUUUCCUAUGCUCAGAACUGCUCUGCAAAGGGUACCUUUAGAGUUCAGUCCCCUGGCUCUGUGUAGAAGCAGCCGUACUCUUACUGAGUACUAACGGGUAUGCUGUGAUGCAGUCUUGGGAGAGGAGACAGUCCAGCUGCCCAACUUUUCAUUUCCCAAUUACCACUCCUUAUUUUUUCAGGUAUUUGAGUGAACGUUUGCAACAUUUUUGUACUUGUUUUUAUAGUUUUUAAUGAAACAGAACAGCAUUGUCCACCAGUGCCAGAAUCCUUAGUGGUACUGGCUGAAGUUAACAAAAUAGAUUUUAGUAACAGACGUGGACCUUUUCACCCUACAAAGUCUGCCCAUUCUCUAGCUAGUGGAUAAGCUGUACAACGCACUUAACCAGCAGCUUAUUUUUUUCUGCAUUUGCCUUAAAUUAUCAGUACACUUUAUGUGACUAGUAUGUUUUGGUUUGGAUUUUCAGUUAAUACUCCUUUUAGGCAUUAUAUUAUCUCCAUGUUUGUAAUUUUUUUAAUUGCAUUUGAACAAUUAACAAUUUUUGUAGGAAUAUUCUUUGAUUCACCUUUUUUUAACAGAAGACCUGGUAUCUUUUUAAUGAUUCAUGUAUAUUUAAUAAUUAUUUUAACAGCACCAGUUUAUUUCUGGGAAAGCUGGUAUAUUUAUGAUAACUCUUAUCUUUGCUAUGUGUAGAAUCUGAGGAGGGAAAUGUUUGCAGCGGUCUAAGGUUUGAGAGUAGGUUAUCUAAGCUUGUGCAUGUUUGCUGCUAUCGUCUCAGCAGCUGAGAUAAUUUUCAUACCCCUCUCCCAUCUGGAUUUUUCACAGGCAUUGGUGAAAACUGGAUUUUUCACAGGCAUUGUUGAAAUGCAGGCAUAUUGCUUCUUCUCUCCCUCUGUUUUCAGACUUGUUUUACCUGGGGUUACACAAAGAUAAUAGACCCCUAGCAGCCUUGCAAGCUAACCAUUGCUACAGAGCAGGGUUCCCUUUUGGGGAAUUUAAACCUAACACUAAAUCCACAAGGAGUGCUUGAUUUCUGCAACCUGGUCAUGAACGACAGGUUUAUAGUAAAAGAACGUGUCUGAGUUUUAAACUUUUCAUUGUCAUGAAUUUGUGAUUAAGGUAUUGUGGUGUCUUAUUAAAAAGUCUGGAAGACUACAUCAGGAUAUUCCAUUUUACUGCAGUAGUCAUACCUCCAAAGUGCAGUAGCACCUAUGUUUGAUGCCUUAAUUUGCAUUAAAUGCAGGUAUGCUUUAGUACCUGUUUUUUUUUUUUAAUUCUAACUGCUGUCGGCAUCUCUGUGAUGUGCAGUAGUUGCAUUUUAAUACAGGCUUUUAAUUGCACUCUGCAUUUAAUACCAGAAAGAAAUCUGGUUUGUAACUUUUAGUAGCAGUUGAGAUAUUGUAUGAAGAACACAUAACUUAUAAAUUACUUAAAAUUCUCAUUAGUAUUCAUUUGAAACCAAAAUGCUUUUAUAAUCCUCACUUUGAAUAUAUUUUGUUGCUUUUUGCUUAGAUUCCAUGUGUUCUGGUUAUCAGUUUAUAAAGUAUGCACAUUGUAGUUAGAAAUUGGCACUUUGGAGAUUAAAAUUUUGAAACGGGUAUACAUAUUUAAAUAACAAAUUACUCAAAAAUGCCUAAUUGAAAAUACUGCAAAACAGAAUAGAACUGCUAGUCUUGAAUACAGUAAUACUUGAUGCUUAUCAUACAUCCCAAGUUUGUUUUUGAACAGAACACUGUUUAUAUUUUAUUCUAAGUGAAAUAAAAAGCACCUAGUAUCUGUGUAAUUUGAUCUUUUUAUUCUGACAAAUUCAUUCCUUCUCUAAAUUUUUGGUGAGACUUCAUGUCAUUGCAAUAGUGAAUAUAUCCUUUCCUUCAAGGUGCAGGGACCUCAGAAUUGCCAGGCUGUGAUACUUUGCUAGGCACAGAUCCCUACAUUGGGGGUAUGGGAGAGUGGGGCUUCUCUCUCUUUUUUUUUUGUUUUGUUUUGUUUCUUUUUCUCUUUGUGUUUUAAUAUUUGGAUAUGUUCCUUCAUAUGAGCAUUGCAUUUGACUAAUUUCUGCUUGUUGCUUUUCACACAUUUUCCAUUACUGUUUUAUAAAUGCCCAGUCGUUCUCUUUUCUUCAGUCAUUUAUUAAAACAUUACAGUGAGCCAAAAAGUUCAGAUUACAUUAUAACAGAGAGCACUGAAUUAACUAAGUUUACCAAAAAUGGUACUCCCUGAACUGAACUGACAUGCAUAACCAGUUUUAUAGUAGUAAAUAACAAUGUAUGUCCUUCUAUUCAUAUGCUGCUGCAUCCAUAACAUAAGGGAGUCUGCCUCUGGCUGACUCGUACAUCUGGCCAUUUUACAAAAGAUAGUUGCUACUGUGAAGGUACGUGUGACGGCCUGCAUCUCUCAGCAUACGUCUGGUAUAAAGCGGAAGUCAGCACGCACCUACCUUAGAACUUUUCUGCCACCUGUGUGACUGUUAGCUCCAGUCGUUGCUCACUUGGUGCUUGUCCGUAUUCAGAUAAGUACCCCAAAGUGGUUUUUGGUUAUCUUUUGCUACUGUAUUUUGGGUUCAUGUCAGGUAGAAAGGGCAAGUGUCGGUGUGGAAGGCAGAUUCCACAUAAAGACUUGCACAAGCUCUGCCUGUUCUGUCUAGGCCAGGACCACGACCACACCACUUGUGAAAUCUGUAUGGCUUUUAUUCCCAAAACACUCAGGAGUCAUCUUGCCACAUUAAAAAUGUAUCUAGAGAAUCAGCACUUGAAACGCUUAACCAAAGACAUGGACCUGACAUCGGGAACCUGGGAAGAAAUUUCGGCCUUAUCCUACUGCUGCACUUUCUAUUCCGACUGUACUUCUCAAGGCCAGUGAAGGCCCGGAGUCUGAGUUGGAAUCUGCGGACCCUCCACUGGUGGGUACCCAGGAGAAAGCCAUCAAAAAUGCCGCUUGCACAUCUCAGAGGGAGUCGCAGACGUCCAGCUCGGGUGAUUGGGGGGGGGGUCUAGGCUUUUAAUUUCCGAGGGCCCAUGUGAGGUUUCCCAAAGCAUCCACAAAGAUGUUAUCUCUGAUGUGGUGCAGUGCCACCCAGCAUCCGUCCCUCCUUCCCAGCAUUGCAUCACAGACACAUCUAUGUCAGAUGCCCCCAAAAAGAAGAAGCUAAAAUCAAUACAUAUUGCUCCUUUUCAGCCAGCCAUACUGUCUGACUGGCAGGUGUUUACUCAGGACCUACUUAAUGCCUUCCUUGCAUUACACCAGGCCUCUGCCCCUGGCCAGGCUCCUUCAGUUUCUACUCCUAAGGGCAAACUAAUUCUUCAGGAGAUGAAUCCCUAACUUAUACAUCCUAAAUUGCCUCCCCUCUGGGGAAGAGUCAAAUGGAGCGGAUUCCCCAGGGGAAGACAUUACCUUUGGGGAAACUAUAGUGCAAAUGAAGGAUUUUUUAAGUGAGACUGCAGUUAGGUUACUGAGACUCAAAAGAGGUAUUAUGACCUCUUAAAAAUGGAGUCUCCUAAUCUGUUUGCAGUUCCUCCUGUGCAUCCUGCCUUUUUAGAUGCCUUCCUGGCUGCUUGUAAAGCCCCAGAUUCACAACCCCCUGCACCUAAGCACCCAGACAGAUUUUAUAAUGUCCCUGAAGAUGCUGAUUUUCUCUUCAAGGCCCCUUCUGCAGACCCUUCCACAAUUUCUGUGUCUGCAGAUAAAAUUUCCAAACUUCUCCUCCACUUCUCUCCCUCCCAUGGAUAAGGAGAGCAGAUUAAUGGAAAGACUGGGCAGAAAAGUAUAUAUCUCUGCCACUUUUGCAGUGAGAGGUAUAAACUACCAAACUCAUGUGGCCAAGUACUCUAUGGCCCUUCUUUCUGAUGCUGUUACGCAAUUGCGUGACCUCCCUGAUUCCCCUGUUAAGGCCAAAGUCUCUAGUCUGUUAAAUUUCUGCAGUCAAGUAACUAAACACUCUAUUAAGUGUAGUUAUGAUGCAGUGGAGGGUUCAUCAAGGGCUGCAGCCUCAGGUUCUGUCAUCAGGACAUAUUCCUGGUUUAGGCUACAGCCUCUCCCUGAUGACAUUAAGUCAGAACUCAUGGACGCUGCCUUGGCCAACAAAGCUUUGUUUGGUUCAGCAGCAGCUGAACUCUUUAAGGCCCUUCAGGUGAAGGGGAAAGAGCUCCAGGACCUCAGACACAUAUUUGUCUCCCCGGUUCUCUGCUUCCAGAGGAACCAUCCAGCUAAAACUACAUUUAUGAGAAGGCCUCCAAGACAAAUGCUACUCAAAGGGAAAACAGAUUCCAUGAAGCAGGCCCCCUCUAGGUCUUCUUCCUCUGCCCCAAUUUAAAAACAGCCUUUUCUGGCCAAGCCUGGUAGUCUGUGACCACCAGCCCUUAAGUCCAGAUAUCCCCCUCUCCAUGCGUCUCUCCCUGUCCUUCUCUACUUGGAAACAGGAUACCCAGGACUCUUGGUUCCUCUCCAUAAUAAAACUGGGAUAUUUCAUGGUGUGGAAGACCAGACCCACCUUUAGAGCCAUUUCUCAACCCCCUCGAGACCAAAUGGCUUCCUUUCCCCCAGUUCUGCAGACCCUCCUCUCUCAAGGCACAAUUCAAGAGGUACCUCCACAAUUAAGAGGGAAAGGCUUCUAAUCCAUGAUGUUCCUGGUGUCCCAGGAAAGAAGGUCCCUGGAGACCAAUCUUGGAUUUGUCCCAUCUAAACAUAUUUCUCCAGGUCCCCUCCUUUCGGAUGCUAACUCUUCCUACUCUCCUUCCCCGAUCUUCCCUCAGGCCUUCAUGGUGUCCUUAGAUGUCAAGGAUGCCUACUUGCAUAUUCCUAUCCAUCCUCUUUUUCAGGAAAUUCCUUCGUUUCUCAGUGGGUUCUCUGCAUUUUCAGUUAUGUGCUUUGCCAUUUGGUCUCUCUAUGGCCCUAAGAGUUUCACAAAGUGCCUAGCCCUAGUCAUUGCCUUUGCCAUAAUGCAGGGGAUACAACCUUUCCCCUAUUUGGAUGAUAUCCUCAUCCAGGCCCCAUCCCCUCAGUUUGUCCAACAACAUCUAGACUUCACCAUCUCCUUCUUGAGAGGCCUGGGGUUCACCAUAAACCUUCACAAGUCCUCCCUGACACCCUCUCAGGAUCAUGUGUUCUAAGGAUCCAGGAUCUUAACAGGACAAAUGAUGGCUUGUCUCUCUCCAGACAAGAGUCUGUCCCUCACAUCUGUUUCCAGGAGAUACUCCCUCUCCAAGCCCUUUUAGCCAGGGUGUUUCUGAGGCUCUUGGGAUUCAUAGCCUCCACCAUCCCCAUUGUACCCUUAGCAGGGCUAUGCAUGAGGAAAGUCCAGUAGUACUUAAGGACAGUCUGGAAACCGCACCUGCACCCUCUGGAGUUCAUGGUACCCCUGCUUCCAUGCCUUUCCAGUGAACUAAAUUGGUUGAUUUCCCAGAUCUCUGCCAACCCAGGCCUUCCCCUACAACCCCUGCCCCCAACCAGGAUCUGUACACAGAUGCUUCAGACACAUGUUGUUGAGCAACCUUAGGAGAAAGGGGAGUGAGAGACACUUGGACCCUGGACCAACAGAGGGAGCAGAUCCAUAUCAGGGAGAUGAGAGCCUUGAUACUGGCCCUCCAAAUCUUCAAGGAUCGAAUUUUUGUAGGGGUGCUGAGGUGGUACAAAGACAAUACCACUGUGUUGUGGUACAUCAACAAACAGGGGGGCAAAGUCCUACCUGCUGUGCAGAUUGGCUCUACAGGCAUGAGAAAUCACCCAACAGAGACAAGUAAACCUUCUAGCCAUCUACAUACCUUCUGCAGAAAAUGCGAUGGCAGAUGUUCUAAGCAGGACCAUGAAUCAAUCUCAUGAAUGGAUGCUAAACAGGGAUGUGUUCCUGGAUCUGGUCCACCGAUGGGCUAUACCUCAGGUAGACCUUUUUGCCUCCCCCAUCAACAGACAACUACCAACCUUCUGCACCAGGAUGCCCUGUCCUGGAGCAUGAAGGGUGGAUGCUCUUUCCUUCCCAUGGAAGGGGAUAUUCGCUUAUGCAUUCCCCCUUCCCACUCUUACAAAAGGUUCUGCUGAAGAUUCAGAGAACAAUCUCAAAUCUUGUUGGUGACCCCCCUUUUGGCCAAGGCAGUAUUGGUUCCCCCUAUUACAUCAUCUAGCCAAGGACAGUCACCACAAGUUACCCCACCAGAUGGACCUGCUCACACAGGAGAAGGGAGCUCUCUAACACCCCCAAAUAUCCACCCUGAACCAUACAUUUUGGGUAAUAGGGGGUUGAUUCCCUUCAGACACCUUUACACCAAGGACAUGCUUCAGAUUCUGCAGGAGACCAGAAAACCCACUACCAGAAAAUCCUAUCUAUCCAAGUGGAAAAGGUUUUCUGUUUUGUGUCUAAAACAAAAUAUCCAACCACUGAUGGUGUAGAACCUCCAGUGGUUUUGUCUUACCUGUGUGAACUCAUUAACUCUGGAUUGUCUAUUAAGGCACACCUAUCUACCAUCUCCGCAUGUGUACCUCUUGCCCCACCCCCCAGCUUCCAGACUGGAAGUUAAGCUAUUUUUGAAGUGGGUACUACACCUUAGAACUUCAAGGAAACCCAUUCCCCAUUGGGAUCUAAAUUUUGUAUUGGAAAAAUUAACCUUACCGCCCUUUGAGCCAACCAAGGACUAUUCUCUCCACCACUGCACAUGGAAAACUGUCCUCUUGGUGGCAGUUACUUUAGCCAGAUGAGUCUCCGAACUGCAAACCCUCAUGCUUCUACAGUUUUCCACAAGGACAGGGUUUGUUUACGUUCUAACUCAUCCUUCAUGCCCAAAGUUGUUAAUGAACUUUCCCCUGAAUCAGGUCAUCAAUCUUCCUACCUUCUUCCCUUCACCUCAAACCUCUGCUGAAAAGAUCCUUCACUCCUUGGAUGUACAUAGACAACUCAGAUACUGUUUGGCCAAGACUAAAUCCAUCCGUAAUUCUGACAGGCUCUUUGUCUCCUAUCACCCAAGAUCCCUGGGAUACCCUGUGUCCAAGCAAACCAUUUCCUUCUGGAUCUCUAAAACUAUUUGCUUUUGCUACACAGCCAAUGACAAAAGGCUUCUCUUCCCACUGAAGUUGCACUCCACUAGGGCUGUGUCCUCCUCUGGUGCCUUCUUUAAAGGUUUGGAUACAGCUGCCAUUUUAGACACAGCUACAUGGUCAUCUGUCUACACUUUCACCAAACACUAUAAGUUGGACAUCAUUUCCUGGACCAGAGCAGGAUUUGCCAGGGGCAUUCUUCAUGGCUUUGUGGAAAAUGUCUCUGCUACUCCUCCACCCAGUUCUUAAUAGCAUGAGCUUUUGCACUCUCCCUGAUGUUAUGGAUACAAGCAGCAUAUGAAUAGAAGGACAUAGUAUAGUUGUGUAAAAUCUUACCAUAACUUUAGAUGUCCUUCUCUUCUACAUGUUGCUGUAUAGUUUCCCACCCUGCCUUCCCCCUGACACUUGCCUGACUCCUGAGUACCCACUCCAUAAUCGCUGUUUUCCGGCGGCAUUCAGUUCUGAGGUAGGUGCAUGCUGACAUCCGCUUUACACCCAAUGUCUGUUUAUGGUCGACAUACACUGAGAGAUGUGGGCCAUCACAUGUACCUUCGCAGUAGCAAGUAUCUUUUGUAAAAUGGCCGGAUGUACAAGUCGACCAGAGGCAGACUCCCUCAUCUUAUGGAUAUAGCAGCAUAUAGAAAAGGACAUCUAAAGUUAUAAGAUUUUACACAGCUAUAUCUUUCUUCUAAGUUCUGAAGGAACAGGCACUUUCUUGUACCAUUGAUUUGGUAUUAAACAUUGUAAUGAGCUUUAGAAAGUAAACCUGUAUCCCAUUCCACCAAACUUCUGCUAGGUGCAAAUGCAGUUAGUUUUAUUCUGUAAUGUGAUUCAUGGGGGGGGGGGGUUCAUGGUAUUCACUGCUGUUCAAAUUAGUACAGAAGCAUGUGGUAGUGCAUAUAUUGAUAGUAGUAUCUAAGAAUGGAAAUGGAGCAUAGGUUCAUAGGUUAGUACUAGGCCAACUGCCCUCUUGGGCCAUUUCAAGCCUAGCCAAUUACCCCAUGUGAGAAUCAAAACUCAGUUCAUCUUAAUAUGUACUAAAAACCAGAUUGAAAACAUUUUGUAUGAUCCGCAUCUGAUUUUCUUGCUCUUUAAUAGCGUUUAAUAUUAGAAAAACAUCCAGCAUGUGUACAGAAAAAGUGGCAAUGUUCAGACCAGUAUAAUGUGCACAUAACUAUUUUGUUUGUGUAGCAAAAUAAAUGCAUGCAAUAGAUGAAAAUAUGUAGGAAGGGAUGAAGCUGGUAUGAAUUUAAGUUUUCCGUUUGGUCUUCAUUGGUGCAUUAUUAAAUUCUAUUUGAGUUCAAUUUGUCUGGAACUGGCCUAUUAAAAAAAACUGCCUUGAAGAAAAAA